Molecule: messenger RNA, 1192 nt
Organism: Danio rerio (zebrafish)
Lineage: Eukaryota; Metazoa; Chordata; Actinopteri; Cypriniformes; Danionidae
Gene: p2rx1
Product: purinergic receptor P2X, ligand-gated ion channel, 1
Biological process (GO): excitatory postsynaptic potential; monoatomic ion transport; monoatomic cation transmembrane transport
Cellular component (GO): membrane; postsynapse; plasma membrane
Molecular function (GO): extracellularly ATP-gated monoatomic cation channel activity; monoatomic ion channel activity; ATP binding
Source: RefSeq, marked validated
AUGACUAGGAUGAAAUCUGCAAUAAAGAAAACUUUUUCAAACUUCUUCUUUGAAUAUGAGACUCCUCGGGAGGUUCUGGUCAAGAACAGAAGGGUUGCAAUAGUGUGCAGAAUCAUCCAACUAGGCGUUUUAGCCUACAUCAUUGGGUGGGUGUUCAUGUAUGAGAAAGGCUACCAGACGGUGGACAAUGCCAUCGGCUCAGUCUUCACCAAGAUGAAGGGAGUGUCCUUCACUAAUAUCAGUGGACAGGAGCGGAUAUGGGAUGUAGCCGAUUAUGUGUUUCCUGAACAGGGAGACUCAUCUUUCGUUGUGAUGACCAACUUCAUUCCCACUAUAGGACAGGUACAAGGCAAAUGUCCUGAGCUGCCGGAUGGGAAGAACAAGUGCACCAAUGACUCAGACUGUGAUGACAGCAAAUACAAACGUACGGGCAAUGGGCACAUGACGGGCAGGUGUAUGAACAAAACCCAGACUUGUGAGAUCUACUCAUGGUGUCCUGUUGAAGACGACCGUAAAAUACCAGACCCUCCAAUCCUACUGACAGCAGAAAACUACACACUAUUCAUCAAAAACUCCAUUACCUUUCCCCAGUUUGAUGUAGUCAGGAGUAACUUGGUGGAGGGUAUUGAUCAGAAUUACAUCAAUAACUGUGUGUAUCACCCCAAAACUGCUCCGCUGUGUCCUAUCUUCAGACUGGGUGACAUUGUUGAGCGAUCCGGGUUCAGUUUCUCAGAAAUAGCUCGUGUGGGAGGUGCUAUAGGAGUCCUCAUUGACUGGGACUGCAAUCUGGACCUGAGUAUCAGAUUCUGCAAACCAAAAUAUGAGUUCUAUGGUCUUUAUGGAACUGGGAAAAACGACCAAGUAGAUAAAGCAUCUCUGGGAUACAAUUUUAGAUUUGCUAAAUAUUAUGUGGAGAAUAGUGUGCAGAAGAGAACACUGAUGAAGGUGUUUGGUGUGCGGAUAGACAUUAUUGUUCAUGGGCUGGCAGGAAAAUUUGAUAUAAUACCAACGCUGACAGCGAUAGGUUCAGGAGUAGGAAUAUUUGGAGUGGCCACUGUUGUGUGUGAUUUGCUACUCCUAUAUAUACUUCCAAAGAAGAAUUUCUACAAAACCAUGAAAUUUAAAGAUGCAGAAAUCUGUGAAGAGACCCCAGCCUUGCCCCAGACACAAGAAGACAGCGAGUCACAGAAGG